CCGAGGCCAGUUUUUUUUUUUUUUUUAACCGGGCCUCAUAAUUUUUGUUACGUGAUAUAUGUUUUCUGAUAGCUGAGAGUCAGGUCUGUACGUGGUAAAACCGUCAGAGAAUCAGUUACCAUUUGUACUACUCCAUUCCCCCAAUAAAUACAUGUGUGUGUAUUGAUGACCAAAUUAAACGAAGUGAACUCACAAAAUUAAGUCCCUCACACUAGCUCAGCAUUAGUUGCUGUGGAUCUUCAGCAUCUCAAAUAAUUAAUAAUGUUGCCUUACUCCUCCUUGCAAGAGGCUGAAACUGCGAUUGGUCGAUCUCUCACCACUGCGGAAACCUUAUGGUUCAAGUACUCUGCCAACAAGUCCGACUACGUCCUCUACUGCCACAACAUUCCCUUAAUUUUCUUCCUAACAACUUUCUUACCUCUCGUCUAUGUGGUUAUCGAAUAUCUCUUUCCUGAUUAUGCUGCCUCUUACAAGAUCCAACCCAAGAUUAAAGUUUCUUUAUAUGACAACUUCAAAGUUUACUUGGGUGUAAUGCGAACAUUUAUCCUCUUGGUCGUACCCAUACUACUCGCCUCUCAUCCUUCUAUCCAAAUGAUUGGUAUUCGAACAAGCUUGCCCUUACCGUCGCUAAUGGAGAUUGCGUCUCAAUUGCUCGUCUACUUUCUUAUUGAGGACUACACCAAUUAUUGGAUCCAUAGAUUUUUUCACUGCAAGUGGAUGUAUGAGAAUAUUCAUGUUGUUCAUCACGAAUUCACGGCACCUACGGGGUUUGCUACCCAGCAUGCACACUGGAUUGAGAUUUUGGUGUUUGGGAUUCCAUCUUUUUUGGGUCCUUCCAUUGCUCCGGGACACAUGGUUACAUUCUUGUUGUGGCUUGCCUUGAGGCAGUUUGAGGCUGUCGAGAAUCACAGUGGAUACGACUUUCCGUGGACAUAUAAGAAAUUGAUCCCAUUCUCUGCUGGUGCGGAAUAUCAUGACUAUCACCAUUACGUUGGAGAGAAGAGCCAAAGCAACUUUGCACCUAUCUUUACCUACUGUGACUACCUAUAUGGAACAGACAAGGGCUACAGGUACCGUAAGAAACUUCUGCAGUUAAAAGAUGGCUCAAAAAGCGACGUUAGGCUGCAAAAUGGUGGAACAUAUGCUUAUGAAACAGGUGUGAAAAAGGAGUGAUAUAUGAUCGAUCGAUCAAGACUACGACAACAGCUGGAUGGAGACCAAUUGUGUUGAGUUUCCGCGUUUGCUAGCUAUAUAUAUACACGUCGUCGUUCAUCACCAAAUCUUAGCUAUAUUUCUAUUUACGUACUAGCAUCCUCGAUCAUCAGAAUUACUUCCUUUGGGUAGUUUCUGAUCAAUAAUAUAAUAAUACUCACUAUAUAUGUACUUAUGCUAUAUAUAUAUAUACACACUACUCGUAAUAUUAUUAUCUACUUAAA
Erigeron canadensis is the source of this 1436-nucleotide messenger RNA. Its product is annotated as methylsterol monooxygenase 1-2-like. Gene Ontology annotation, biological process: sterol biosynthetic process. The transcript has 5 exons. Gene Ontology annotation, molecular function: iron ion binding; C-4 methylsterol oxidase activity. Bases 262 to 1173 code for a protein of 303 amino acids. NCBI's taxonomy places the organism in Eukaryota, Viridiplantae, Streptophyta, Magnoliopsida, Asterales, Asteraceae. The record is from RefSeq and is a predicted model, not a curated record.